AUGUCCGCAUCCGGUCCAUACAUACUUAAUUUGUUUCAUACAAACAAAUAUGUGAUAGAGAAUGGUGUAGUGAACACAUUUGAGAACCAGCUGGACGACACUCCUGUUAUUGAUAGUAGGUUGUCAUAUGAUGAGUUGCUUGGUUUGAGUUGUGUGACGUUUGGUUGGAGUCUUGAAAUAGCUAGGAAACUCCACAUUUUGUUACUAUUUGUGACUCAUGGUAGACGGAGGAUAUCACUAACCAAAAAGAAUGGGAACAAUCAUUAUGGUAGAUCUUUCUUUGCACAAGAUGAUCACAUAGAUGAGUGUGAACAAAAUGGUCCAAGGCAAGAACAAGCAAGUAAUUCACGGGUUCAUGAAGAAGAUGGUGGAAGUUUAUUUGCACAAGAUAAUUACAUGGAUGAUGAUGAUUCCGAUUACGUGGCUCCAAGCGAAAGCUCGGAAGCACGCGAUCCCUCUUCGAGUAGUGAUGAUGAAGAAUUGGUGAAUGAAGAAAGGGAACUAAAUCCAUUUUCCCGGCGCCAUGUGUAUAAGGAAAUAGGUGAAUGGAACGUCUCGCGUGUUUACAAGGAUGAUAAUGAUAUAAAAAUGUGGGACGAGACUUCCAAAGGAAUGGGCAUUAAAGUUUGUUUCAAGUCCCAAGGAGAAGCGAAACAUGCCCUGAAGUUGUGGAACAUCCACAAUAAAAGGGAGUUAAAGUCUUUGAUGGAGGAUUCACCUAGUCCACCACCAAGUUCACAAUAUAAUGAGUGGUUUCUUCAGCCCAGUCCCAUACGAGGGGAACUUUUGUAUCUUCAAAAACAACAUCGGAGUUUAGCAGUCUACCAUGACUCCGAUUCAACGAUCAAAACCGAACCUUUAGAAAAUCGUCGGUUUGAUCAAAAGUUUUGGGAGUGCUACUAUAGUGAUUUUAUCCCUCCACAGGGUGAAGUGCUGAACAAUGUCUGUAUGAGGGCCAUAUCAUUCCGAGAAGAAUGUCGUAGAGCCUAUGACCUAGACGAAGAGCUUGAAAAUGUGCUCGACUAUUUCGCAGACGUAACGCACACUGCUUUAACUUUCGGAAAGGACGAUGAGAUGGAUAUUGAGGAUUCCCAAAUCCUUGUAAAGAUCACACGGAAGGUUCGGGCCAAUAUGAGCAAGAGAACCCAGGAGGAGAGUAUGUGGGAGGAGGAAAGGAAUGGGAAGAGACAAUGUGAGGAGAGAGGACGAUGUUGUUUCUUUGAGAGGAUCACUCCACAUGAAGAAGAGGUACUUGUCACCAUUACUCUCGGAGGAGAAUCACAAGUCCUAAAGGUGGAGCCAAUUGUUACAAUCCUUCCAGAGACGCAAGAACAAGUUCUUCAUUCCAUUGAAUCUCAACAGCAACCAAAGGGUUUUCCAAAGAUUUUAAUAAGAGGGAAGGAUGUACGGCGGUUUAAUCCAUUCUGUGAUGGUGGAGAAUUUUCGGCUUCAGGCUUUCUUUAUGGAAAACAGGUGCCAGUUAACACAUUCCACGGUUUCUUAUCCUCAAUUUCUGGGGCAUCAAUGAAUCAGAUCACUUGCGUUGUUGGGCUUAAACAUUCAACUCCAACUAUUGCAUGUGCCUUGACCACUUUGAUUCCACCGUUAAUUUUUAUCCUGGCCAUUCCAGUUAGCGUCCCUUCACGCGUUGAUCUUCUUACUGCAACAAUAUGGGGAACCAUCAUUUGUGUUGGUGGUGCAUUCGUGUUGUCAUUGUACCAUGAGCAAGUUAUCAAAAUAGGCCAAUCAAGCAUUCAUCGAAAAUUAACAGUGGUAGCCACCAUGGGAAUAUCUUCUCAAAUAAGCUCUGCUUCCUUGGCAGUAUGGAUAACCAUCCAAGUGAGUCAACACUACUAA
Messenger RNA from Oldenlandia corymbosa var. corymbosa, 1857 nucleotides. NCBI's taxonomy places the organism in Eukaryota, Viridiplantae, Streptophyta, Magnoliopsida, Gentianales, Rubiaceae. The record is from the annotation of a GenBank genome assembly.